Solea solea (common sole) is the source of this 3684-nucleotide messenger RNA. It is a transcript of the gene prdm1b, whose product is annotated as PR domain containing 1b, with ZNF domain. The transcript is spliced from 7 exons. Gene Ontology annotation, cellular component: cytoplasm; nucleus. The coding region runs from base 218 to 2455 and encodes 745 amino acids. Gene Ontology annotation, biological process: regulation of transcription by RNA polymerase II; cell fate commitment. The record is from RefSeq and is a predicted model, not a curated record. Lineage: Eukaryota; Metazoa; Chordata; Actinopteri; Pleuronectiformes; Soleidae. Gene Ontology annotation, molecular function: RNA polymerase II cis-regulatory region sequence-specific DNA binding; histone deacetylase binding; DNA-binding transcription repressor activity, RNA polymerase II-specific.
ACAGAGUUGCUACAGCGAGCGCGGAUAUCCCAAAGGAUCUAACUGAUGGGAAUCAAACUCUGAAGACAAAAGAGAGCGGAUCGAGGAGAAAACAAUUAAGGGAUGACAUAGCCAAAGAAAUGAGGAUCCUCCAGCCAAAGACACAUGUAAAAAUCUUGAGCGUCAACCACCACAACUAAGACAAGGGACUUAUCCCAACCUUAACCAAAGUACUUUUAUGCCAAAGCAACUCAAACCAAACCAAACACGUAGGAAGACAUCGCCUGAAAGUAUACGGCAUAACGUCAACAUGAAGCUGGAUAAAGCACCAGGAGACAUGAGCGGGUGGAGGGAGGUGGACUUCGCCCUCAACUGCACCUACAUUGUGCCAGACCAGGUGUCGGACCCCAGUUUCAGUUUGCCCAAAGCCAUGACCUCCAUUCCACGCAACCUCACAUUCGACUACGGCACAGACAAUGAGGUGAAUGGCGUGUUCAGCAAAGAGUACAUCCCUCAGGGAACACGCUUUGGCCCCCUGCAAGGAGAUAUCUACACCAAAGACAAUGUGCCCACCCAGGCCAACAGAAAAUACUUCUGGAGGAUUUACAGUGGGGGCCAUCUUCAGAACUUCCUUGACGGCUAUGACGUCCACAGGAGCAACUGGAUGCGUUACGUCAACCCGGCCCGCUCUCUGGCCGAGCAGAACCUGGUGGCAUGCCAGAACGGCCGGGACAUCUAUUUCUACACCAUCCGACCGGUGGAGCCCAAGCAGGAGCUGCUGGUGUGGUACAGCCAGGAGUUCGCCCAGAGGCUCUGCAGCCAACAGGACGACAUCAAACAGAAAUACAUGAGUGCUGACGAAGAGCAAGAGGCAGAGUACACCAAGCACCUACCUCAGAAGACGUGGCUCCAAGAACGGACAAUGGAUGCAGUGAAAGAGGAGAGGGAGGAAGAGGGGGAGGAGAAGAUCGACGUGGAGAUGCUAGAGAGAGACACGCCGCCCGACACACCGGACGAGCUCAUCGUGGACUUCAGCAAAAAGGUUGAGAAGGAGGAACGGGCUGACAUGGAUCCACAGGAGCGGAGGAUCAUUUUCUCCUCGCAGACUGAACACAGAGAACACAACCUGGGCUUAAAUCACGCAUACUUACCAGAGCACAACCCUGUGCUGCCAUCGCCUCACCGAAAUCUCCCACUUCAUCUCCACGGCCUCUACGGGCACAGAGAGGGUCUGGUGUCAUCCUACCCUCUUUACCACCAUUCCAGACCCGUCCAACCUCCAUACCAGCUUCUCCCCCCAUAUGGAUCACACUAUCCACGCCUCCACCUCCCGUCAUACUCCCCUCCCUUCCCUGGUAUGCUGCCUUCAAGAGGAACCCUCCGAUACAGCAGAUACCUGGGCACAGAUGGGCUCCCAUACCCCCCAAUCGGUUCACCGAAUGUUCUCCCGGUGUCCCUCCCGUACCCUCCAUCUCCACAGGGAAGCCUGAAAGAACUAACGCCUAACGUGUCUCCACCACGUGGUGCACCAGCCACUCCAGAGCUCUCCCCUCUCCCAAAACUCAGCAACCAGCAUGAGCUUCCUGAGCAGUCUCCCUCCACCUGCGACGAGGCCAUGAACCUGAGCCUGACAACAACCAAAAGCAACACGGCAUCACGCCACGGCCCCGGCCACAAAUCUCUCCCCUACCCACUGAAGAAGCAGAAUGGAAAGAUCAAGUACGAAUGUAAUAUCUGCAUGAAGACUUUCGGACAGCUGUCAAAUCUCAAGGUCCAUCUCCGAGUGCAUAGUGGGGAGAGACCAUUCCAGUGUAACUUGUGCAAAAAGAGCUUCACUCAGCUGGCCCACCUCCAGAAGCAUCACCUGGUCCACACAGGAGAGAAGCCACACGAAUGUCAGGUGUGUCACAAACGCUUCAGCAGCACCAGCAACUUGAAAACACACCUGCGCCUCCACUCCGGAGAGAAACCCUACCAGUGCAAGCUGUGCGGCACCAAGUUCACUCAGUACAUCCACCUCAAGCUACACCGCCGCCUCCACAGCAGCCAUGACUGCCCCUACCGCUGCCAGCUGUGCGCCCAGGCCUUCUUCCACCGCUUCUCCCUACGCAUCCACCAGAGCAGCUGCUGCCCGGCAAACUUCAACGCUCCCGCCAAAGUGCACAUGAAAGAGAUGGUGGAGCAGUUUGACGCAAGCCAAGAGGCCGACACACUCGCGGAGACGGCGACCGCGCCGCAGGUGGAGGCGGCCGUCGAGGGCUGGUUGGCCCGUACCUUAGAGGGAGAGGGGAAGGAGGACCAGAGGGAGGCCACCCUGCUGAUGAAAGCUCUGACAGCUGCUAUUAAUGCACCAGCAAAACCCACGGCCCACACCAUACUACCUGCAUCCCACCACAGCCCUUCACUGGCCUAUCAGGAGAGGGCCAGUGUUGUUCACCUGCAUAGACGGCCAACAGCAAAGGCCGAAGGACAGUGAAAAAUAUACAGACAGAACAUACAGCAUAUCAUCAGCAAAGAAAAUAGAUGUCGCCAAAAAAAACUCCCAGUUUUGUUCAUUUAGGGGCAUAACAGGGAAUAAACCCACCAAAAGAAGAGCGAUCCAAAGACUGGGCAAGGGUGUUCAUGAUUGUACUUCCUCCUCAAACUCAGUUGAAAUGAUUAAAAGAGGAAGGCAGUGUUAAACUGUGAAGUAUUUGAAAAACUCUUUUCACUCAGGUAGAGAAGUGUUUGCUUUUUGUGCUUUAACUUAUUACCUUUUUUAUUUGAAAUUUAAGUAAUCUCUAUUUAUUUAGUUUUACCGUAGUUUGUUUUUGCUGGUAGUGUUUUUUUUUCUAUGUUGACAAGACCAAGGAGAUUGGAUCUCCGAGGAAAACGGACUCAGGAACAAUGCCGUAAACCUAAGUCUUUACUUAGUAUAAUGUAAUGUGUAAUAUUUUACUUUGUGUCAAGCCUCUGGAUAUGUGUGUGUGUGUGUGUGUGUGUGUGUACAGUGAGUGGAAGUAUAUGUGAAAGACAGAGCACAGUGUUAGCACAAACCACCUUUCUGCUCCUCUACUGUUUUAUUUAUUUAUGAUUGGAAAGGGGGGAAAAUCAGGUGUCUUGAAAGUGUCGACUAAGCAUUUGCCAAAAUUACAAUGGAAGAAUAUGAAUGUGUAGCACCAGUUUUCCACUGGAUUUAACAGACAACAAUUCAAGCAAAACACAUCAUUUCUUGAUGAUUACGCCACAGCUCAGAGCAUCACUGUGCUGACCUAAAACCAACUACAACCAAAAAGAAAAACAAAAUAUUAACUGUGUAGCUUUUCUUUUACACUUUGCCACAUUUAAAUGUUUCUUACAUUCCUCAUAUACAAAGCUUUACUGCAAAUGUUUGCAAAAAUCCAACCAAAUAAUAAUUCAGGUACCUCAUGUUGAGCACUGAACAACAAAAACAGGCAAAACCGGAGCAUUCUUGUUCAUAUUUUAUGUCAUGUAGCGAUGGAAUUCAAAAACCAAACAAACUAGAUCUAUCUGCAGAAACUGUUCUUGAAUUGUAUUUUACUAAGUCAGUGACAUCUUUCAUUGUUUCGUAGUUUAUUUCCUUUUGUAUGUAGUGUAUUGUUCAACACAGGCUACGAGGUGUUAAGAAUUUAUAUGUGAGAGACUAUUUUGAUGAUACUUUUAUAUUCACAUGAUGUAGCAUAUUAAAGAUAUUGUUUCUAUACA